ACAUGCCUCCGCCAAUUCUAAGAGCUCCUAAUGAAAUUGUGACCCACGUACUGCCUUCUUUUACAUCGGCCCACACAUCAGACCAAUCCACCUUCCCAUCUCCGUCCACUCCUCCCCCUAGCCACCAAACGAACCUACUGAUUUAUCCCCACCCCACCCCCUCUCCCCAUUAUUGCCUAAUCUCAUCAUUCAUCGGCCCAUGAACUAUCACCCACCUUAUCAUCUCGAACGGAAUCCACUCCCUCCUUUCCUAUCAAUCCAAAUCUUCCAGCCCUUCCCAUGAGCCCACUGACCAAUCCAUCACAUCCCAACUUGCGCCUUCACAACCUGCCUCCCCUCCGCCUCUACCUUCCCCUCUCCCUCAAUCACACCCCAUAGUUACUCGAUCCCAAAACAACAUCUACAAACCUAAAAAGCUUUUCCAUGCCAUUAAAGCAACCCCGCCAGUUCCACUUGAGCUCACCUGCGUAACGUAGGCCCUUAAAGAUUCUAAUUGGAAACAGGCUAUGUUUGAUGAGUUUAGUGCAUUCAAGGAACGCAGGAAGUAAUUCCUUCUAGCCUGCACCAACAUCUCAUUGGCUCACAGGUGCAUACAUGUUCUUUUGCGUAAACUUAACAUAGGUAACGUCAAGCCUGUUUCCACUCUGAUGGCUACUAGUUCUACCACCACAUUAUCUCUUCAUUCGAGCUGUGCUCUUUCUGAUCCCUCCGAGUAUAGACAGCUAGUUGGCUCUCUUUAGUAUCUUGCCCUCACAUGUCCAGAUGUCUCAUUUGUGGCCAACAAACUCUCUCAGUUUAUGCACAGACCGACUGAAGUCCAUUGGCAAGCAGCUAAAAAUAUUCUCCGUUACCUUCGUGGUACUCUCUUUCAUGGAUUUUUUCUUCGCCCUGAUGCCCAACUCACUCUACAUGCUUUUUCCAACGCUGACUAGGUCGGUGAUCGGGAUACCUACUCCUCUACCACUGGUUACAGCUGUUCUUGGGUGCCAAUCCUAUUUCUUGAAGGGUAGCAAAACAAAAAGUAGUGGCUUGAAGCUCUACCAAGGUUCAGUACCGUGUGCUAGCUGCAGCAGCCUCCGAACUGGUGUGGGUCUAACAUCCUUUGGCGCUAAGCUAGGCAUUUCCGUUGCGGAUUCUCCAACUCUUUUUUGUGGUCAAAUUAAGGCCACUUACUUAAGCAGUAAUCUUGUUUUACAUUCCUGUAUGAAACAUAUAUAGAGCCAUUGAUAUCCAUUUCGUUCGUGAUCUUGUUGAGAAACGAAUUUUGCGUGUCUCACAUAUAG
Molecule: messenger RNA, 1283 nt
Organism: Rubroshorea leprosula
Lineage: Eukaryota; Viridiplantae; Streptophyta; Magnoliopsida; Malvales; Dipterocarpaceae
Source: the annotation of a GenBank genome assembly